Messenger RNA from Paramecium octaurelia, 2470 nucleotides. The record is from the annotation of a GenBank genome assembly. Lineage: Eukaryota; Ciliophora; Oligohymenophorea; Peniculida; Parameciidae.
AUGAACUAGGAGGAAACUUUGAACAUAAAUUAAAUUAAAUUCAAUUAGCUUCUUUUGGAUGCUCACAAUCAGUUCUAAUUAAGAGACAUGAAUUAAGCAAUACGAUUAUAUGAAGAAGCUCUAAAUUGUCAAGAAGCAGGGAGAGGUAAUAUCAAAGAUCAAUUAUUAGACAUUGAUAGAAUGGCUAUAAUCUUGGCUAAUUUAGGGAUAAUCUAUUUUCAUAAUUGCGAUUAUAAAUAAGCAACAGAAAAGCUACUUUAAGCAUUUAAUAUGACAGACAGAAAAAAUGAUUUCAAAUGCGCAUUAUUAAUUAAAAUUUUAGUAACAUAGUUUUGAAAUCAAUUAUAGGGAAAUUUAGCUAUUAUUAAAUUGAUAACAACUGAAUUUUAAGAAUGCAAAGAUUAUAAUGAUUAGGCAAUUCAAUUAAUAAUAUAGGCGUAAAUUUUUUUCUUAGUUUAGUUAAUUUCCAUUGUAAUAUCAGCUAUUUAAGGAGCUAAUGUAUAUCUAUUAUAGGUUUUAAUCAUUUGAAGCUAUGGGAGAUGGCAAUUUUGAAAAUUUGGAAUAAAAGUGUACUGAAAUACAUAUUAUACUAUAGAUGAUGGGUAGAGUUUGGCUUGUUUCUACUCUUCUAUGGGAUUGAACCGAGAACUCUGUGGAGAUAUGACCCUUGCCUUUAGGUAUCAUCAAAAGGCUUUGAAAUUAUGGUAGGAAUAGAAAGAAAAUGGGUUUACUGUUAUUACAUUGAGAAGAAUGUUGACAAUAGCUUAAAAUGAAAGAAUGGAUUGUAAGGAUUACGUAUAAUAAUUGCAAAAAUGUAUGCAAUCUCCAGAAUUAAGAGGAAUAAGUCCAGAAAUAUUAUUUAAAGAUUGUGAGAAAAAAUUAUAAUGUGCUCGAGAAGUAAAUAUUAAAAUGACUAUAGAUAACAACAUCAUUGUAAAAAUUAGAACAGCAACUGAAUUAUCAAAAGAAUUAGUAAUUAUUAUCAUAACCAUUAACGGUUAAAUAGCAAGAUGAAUUUUGGAAACUAGCUUUAAAAUUAAGACUCAAACGAGCAAUACAAUUUUGUUAUAAUUAAAUGACCUAAUAAGACGCAGAGAAUGCCUCUCUAUUAUCCUAAUCAAUUGCAUAACUUGAACAUUCGUUGAAAUUAUUGGAUCAACAAUAACCAUAUGAAAACUAUUUAUAAAAUUUACCAUUUACAAAGGAAUCAGUUAAUAUUAUAAAAUCUCACUUGAUGAAAUUCAAUAGAAUUUGCUUAAGAAUAUAACUAGAACCCUUCUUAAAUUAUCUCUAUUAAUUAAAGCAAGAAGAAUAUUAAGACCAAUAAAAUUAUCAAUAACCAUAGUUCAAAUAAAAGCUUCAAUCUAAUUAAAUGUAUAACUAGCAAGUUAAGAAUUCUAAUACUUUAGCUUAAUAAAAGUAAUUUGACUAAACGAAUUCUUAACACAAUUCAUUGUAAAGUUAAGUUAAUUAUGAUUAUCAAAAUUAACAGGAUUUUUAAUCAUAUCACUCAACGAAUGAUUAAUAAAAUUAUAUGGUUAGAGGCUAAAAUCCAACUUCAUAUUAAAAUAAUCAGUUUUAACAAUUUAAUAACCCUUUGUCGAGUAAUUUCUCUCAAAAGAAUAAAAUUGAACAGAAUGACUUUCAAUAGCAAAAGUAGCAGACUUAGCCUACAUAUGAAUAGUAACCAUUCAAGAAUAGUGGUCAAUUUGGAUCAUAAACUAUGGGUUUUGCUGGAAAUAAUCAAUAAAAAACAUCGAAUUAAUAGUAAUUAUCAUCAUCAUAGUAAUAAUAAUAAUAAGCAAAUCUAAAACUUUCAAAAUCUUAAUUGAAUUAACCAUAAGUCAAAUAAGGUUAAAUGAUGGCUGCUUCUAUUACAAAAUCAUAAAAAUUAAAAAAUGUAAGUCUUCUUAAUGCUGCCUAUAGAACCGUCAUGUUGGGCGAUUAAUUAACUAAAUGUAAUAAGUCUUCCAAUGGAAGAAUAGAAAGAUUUUUUAUUUUAGCUAAUGAUGGUACCUUUAGAUGGGCUUAGAAUAGCAAACAUAUAAAUGACCCAAAAUCAGUGAAUUCCUAUUCAGUUUCAGAUAUUAGAGGAUUACUUUAUGGGAAAGCAACAGAUGUUCUUAGAAAGUCUUAUAAUGAUAAAUUAGAACCUUGGCUCUGCUUUUCUUUGGUGAUGAAAACUAGGUCAAUGGAUUUUUACACUUAGGAAUUACAAGUAAGUAUUUUGAUUUGAUUCCAGAUAAAUGCUUGGGUUAUGGCUAUGUCAGAAGAGAUAAAAAGAAGGAAUCCUUCAGCAUUUGUGAUUACUCCAGGGAAGAUGUUAUGGAGAAAAAUAAAAUUAAUAUUGCAUUGGUAUUUCGUGGAUAAGAAAAAAAAGGACAAGAAAAAGAAAUUACCUCCUAGUACUUUUGUACAUUUAUUGUAUUUAUACGCAAGAAAUCAAUGCAGAUUACCUUAAAUAUAAUGA